AUGGAAGGUCUAUUUUUCAACGUUGAUACUGGGUUCAUCGAGGGUGUCGUGCGUGGGUACAAGGAUGGCUUAUUGAAAUCGGCUCAAUACAUCAAUUUGACCCAAUGCGACUCUUUGGAAGACCUGAAACUCCAGCUUUCUGCAACAGAUUACGGCAACUUUCUGUCGAAUGUGUCUGGAACACUUUCCACCACAAUUAUCGAACAAAAGUUGAACGAGAAGCUGUAUGAGCAAUUCAGAUACAUUAGAUCACAAGCAACAGAACCUCUUGCCAAAUUCAUGGACUAUAUAACCUAUGGGUACAUGAUUGAUAAUGUUGCGCUUAUGAUUACCGGUACUAUUCACGAGCGAGACAGAUCCGAGAUCUUGGAAAGAUGUCACCCACUGGGAUGGUUCGAGACUCUUCCUACCCUUUCUGUUGCCACCGAUAUCGAUUCUUUGUACCAAACUGUUCUGAUCGAUACUCCAUUGGCUGCUUACUUCCAAAACUGUCUUUCGGUGGACGAUUUGGACGACCUGAACAUUGAAAUCAUCAAAAACACUCUGUACAAGGCUUAUUUGGAAGAUUUCAACAAGUUCUGUCAGACUCAAUUGCCUUCUCCAUCCAACGAAAUCAUGGAAAGACUUCUGAAUUUUGAGGCAGAUAAAAGAGCUAUUAAUAUCUGCAUCAACUCCCUGGAUACGGAGUUGGGAAGCGAUGACAAGUUCAAGAUUCUGCCGGAUCUUGGCCAGCUGUCCAACUCGGCUUAUCAAAACCAGCUUGCUCAAACAGACGACCUUGAAAACCUCAAAACUAUCAUCACUUCAUUGGGCGAGUACCGCAACUUCUUCGAUACUACCAAUUACAAGAAUUUGGAAGACCAUUUCUAUGAGUACGAGAUGAGACUUUGUAAAGACGCUUUCACACAACAGUUCACCAUCAGUACCAUAUGGGCUUACAUCAGAUCCAAAGAACAGGAGAUCAGAAACAUCACCUGGAUCGCCGAAUGUAUUGCCCAGAACCAAAAGGAAAGAAUAAAUAAUUACAUAUCUGUCUAUUAG
Messenger RNA from Ogataea philodendri, 1041 nucleotides. RefSeq lists its product as uncharacterized. Lineage: Eukaryota; Fungi; Ascomycota; Pichiomycetes; Pichiales; Pichiaceae. Gene Ontology annotation, molecular function: proton-transporting ATPase activity, rotational mechanism. Bases 1 to 1041 code for a protein of 346 amino acids. The transcript has a single exon. Gene Ontology annotation, biological process: proton transmembrane transport; vacuolar transport; vacuolar acidification. The record is from RefSeq and is a predicted model, not a curated record. Gene Ontology annotation, cellular component: proton-transporting V-type ATPase, V0 domain; vacuolar proton-transporting V-type ATPase complex; fungal-type vacuole membrane.